CGAGCAUAGCAAAGACAUCACAACACUAAAGAAAUACUAGGGGAAGAAAAAUGUCGUCCGAAUGUCAUGGGAAGAACGCAUGGCCGGAGCUUGUGGGAACAAAUGGAGAAUAUGCCGCUUCGGUAAUAGAAAAAGAGAACACGAGUGUCGAUGCAGUCGUGAUUUUGGAUGGAAUUCCGGUGACUGCUGACUUCAGGUGCGACCGGGUCAGGGUUAGGGUUGAUAGAAACGGUAUCGUCGUCAAAGUCCCUACCAUCGGCUAGACUAGCUUAUGGACCACAUGAUCACUUUGUGUCGUAUAAUAUGAAUAAAAUAAACUACACAUAUCUACAGUACUACUGCAUGGUUGGUUCAUUGGUUCGUCAUGAUGUAAGUUAUCGUUUGCGCGCGUGAAUAAUUUCGGGUUUAUAUAUAUAUAUAUAUAUAUAUAUGUCCAAUGUUAUAAGUAGAAUGUAUGUAUAACGUUAUGAUUGCAAGUGAAUAAAAUCAAUGGAAUUAGUACUUAUAAGA
Eutrema salsugineum is the source of this 510-nucleotide messenger RNA. Its product is annotated as protease inhibitor HPI. The record is from RefSeq and is a predicted model, not a curated record. The transcript has 2 exons. Gene Ontology annotation, biological process: response to wounding. Bases 51 to 263 code for a protein of 70 amino acids. Gene Ontology annotation, molecular function: serine-type endopeptidase inhibitor activity. NCBI's taxonomy places the organism in Eukaryota, Viridiplantae, Streptophyta, Magnoliopsida, Brassicales, Brassicaceae.